AUGGGGAAACCUUACUUAAGUGAUGUAGAGCGCAAGGCUGUCAUCGAUGAGCUUCUUCGGAUCAGCGAAAACGGCAAAUUGCCUCGUGGAGCAUACGCAAAGGUGGCCUCGGGUGUGGAGCGUGAUCCGACCACUAUCAGCACUAUCUGGAAGCGCUACGUUGCUGCGGUCGAGGCAGGAGUCGUAGGGGAUGAGUGGAAGAGCAGGAGGAAGCGACACUGCGGCAGGAAGCGCAAGAAUCGCGAUGAAUUGCGUGAAAAACUUGCCCGUGUUCCCAUGGAGGAUAGAGCUGUUGAAAGACGUGCUGCCGCUGCUGCUGGCGUCUCCAGGAAUUUGGUGCGACAGGCGGUAAGGAAGGGAAUGCUCAAGCGUCGUACGACUUUCAUUAAGCCGGCGUUGACUCCAGAAAACAAGCUCCGACGCGUUGAGCAUGCUCUGUCGUUUAUCGACGACAGGACACUGGAAUUUGAGUCUAUGCACAAUGUUGUACACGUUGAUGAGAAAUGGUUCUAUUCCGACCGUGGCAAGCGUUCUUACCUGGUGCUAGAGGGCGAGAAGCCGCCUCCUAGGUUCUGGAAGAGCAAGCGGUUCAUCCCGAAGACGAUGUUCCUGGCUGCCUUGGCGCGGCCUCGGUACGACCCUCAUCGAAAGCAGCAAUGGGAUGGCAAGCUUGGCAUUUGGUCCUUUACAGAGAAGUACGAAGCUCAACGUUCUAGCAAGAACAGUGCUAAAGGAGCCGUUUGCACCCGAAACAUUGACACAGUCGAUCGUGAGGUGUACAGGGAGUACUUGGUUACUAAAGUAUUUCCAGCUAUUAAGGCGCAGUGGCCACGAAAGGAUCACCACAUGCUAAUUCUUGUUCAACAGGAUAAUGCGAAGCUUCACGUGGAGCCAUGGGACCCGGACGUCGUCAAAGCUGGUCAAGAGGGAGGCUGGAGCAUCCGAAUGCUAUGCCAAGCACCCAAUUCGCCCGAUCUCAACACCUCGAUCUGGGCGUUUUCAACGCCAUGCAGACCCUCCAGUACUACAUCCCCAGGAAAGGAAUUGAUGCCCUCAUCGAGUCCGUGA
This is a messenger RNA of Phytophthora nicotianae INRA-310, 1068 nucleotides long. RefSeq lists its product as hypothetical. Bases 1 to 1068 code for a protein of 355 amino acids. The transcript is spliced from 2 exons. Lineage: Eukaryota; Oomycota; Peronosporomycetes; Peronosporales; Peronosporaceae. The record is from RefSeq and is a predicted model, not a curated record. Gene Ontology annotation, molecular function: nucleic acid binding.